AUGGCGCUCAGUUGGAACCGGCUAGACUGACUCCAGGCAAGCGAGAGCCUUGUCAAGCUAGUCCGUGUGAGCGAUGGAAGGUGGCGGCAGGGCUUCGUGGAUGAAAUAUGGGUCUGCAGUGCCCCUGUUUGUGCUUAUUUUGGCCAUUUGGUUCCGGUCACCGGACAAUGGGGAACUGGACGACCGACUGGACACCGUGCUGUCCUCGCUCCUCCGCGCAGAACGCAAAGUUGGAAUGAACCACGUCGCUAAACCGAAGGUGGCUAUUGGUUUUGGAGGCUGCGUGGACCUGAUUGUGGACGGCGUGUCCCUGCUCAAUAAGAUCGGUCUCAUUCCCGCCGACCAGCCGCUGCAUCAUGACUACUUAGAAAGCGCUGAGCAGUUGUCUCAGAGCUUCGCCUACUUCUUUGCACCUGGAGCUGCUGCAGAGCGCUUCAUGCUGAACGGGACGCUCUUCAGCGAGUUGGUCGAGGCAUCCCGUGACCUACCCGGAAACCGAUGGGCGGUGGGCGGCAAUGCCCCAGUCAUGGCGGGCCGCAUGGCAACCGAAGGCUGUGAGGUGUUGCUAGGGGGAAGCUUUAGCCACGACUUUACCGAUGUCCUGGCGCAGCACAUCACUGUGGCAGGAAACAUUGUAGAAGAGCAAGACAUUCAUCUCAUCUUGGAAUAUCCAUCUGGUGCCAAGUGGGGGCGCUAUUCCUCCCGUAGAGCCAACAGGUACAUCGUCCACAGUGAUGACCAUAAUCCCUACCUGGCGUCCAUGCAAGAGUUUGCCAAGAAGCUCAGAGACUUUCAACCGGACCUUCUGGUUGUGGGCGGCUUACAAAUGAUGGACAACUUCCCCUUCCAGUCUGGUGAGCGUGGCGCUCUGCUGUCCCGCCUGGCCGAGGUGCUCGACACCUCCUCUCCCACCAUCGGUGUCCAUUUUGAGAUGGCCAGCUUUGUAGAAGAGAGCAUCAUGGAAGACCUGCUUUACUAUGUCAUUCCUCGUGCGGACUCUUUAGGGAUGAAUGAACAGGAACUCCCCAACCUGCUGAGUCUGCUCAAAGGCUCCAACAUCACCGUGCUGUCAGACCCAAACCCUCGUGUAGCGACCGUCCUGGACCAGAUGAGGGAGGUCUACCGCCUGGUCAACCAGCGCUACAAAGACUCCAGCGGGCAGGGUGACGACGCACAAGCAUGGAGCAAACCCCUGACCCGCCUCCACGUGCACACGUUAGCCUUUCAGGCCAUGAUCGUGACCAGAGGCUCCCAGUGGAAGAACACCAUGUCAGCCACCGCCAAAGCCUCGCUCACGGCCAACCGCCACGUGUGCGGCUCCAAUGACAUCGACCCCAGCAAGGCCCGGCUCAUCAUGGACGACUCUUUCUCUGUCAGCCGGAGGGAGGGCAGUCAACGCAUCCCCCUACAGGAGAGCCGGCCCGUCAGCUGCUGGGAGGAAGACGACUAUGAAAUCUGCGUGGCGCCCGUGUUGGUGUGCACAGAGGUGUACCAGACAGCAGGCGGAGGAGACAACAUCUCAGCUGCUGGCCUGGUGCUGCAGAUCUAAAGGAAUCACUCAGUCUCUUUGUGUGUAGCGCUAACCUGCUGUUGUGAUGCAGUGUGUUUGUUGGAGCAAACACUGGCACAGAUAUAACCCAGUUCACUUGUGGUGGACUACAGGGUCUUUUCUUUCUAGACCUUUCCAGUAAGCCUUCACUGAAUGUCUACAGUAUGUUGGCUCAGCGGGUCUUCAGUGACCAAUAUAUGCAUUUCCUUUUUUAAUUUGAAAGUUGUUGAACCUGCCUUCCUCUAACACACUUCUUUACACGCCAUCUUUGCUGAGUCAUUGUAGUCAUGUGACGGCAAGGACUUCUUUCAGUUUGGCCCACAUCGCCUAACCAGUGUCACAUCAUUGUAUGCAAAUGAAAAGGCUUGAUGUUUUUUGCCACCUACAUGCAAUUCCAAGUUCCAUGUAAGAUGGGCAUUGGACUAAAUGUGCAGUCUAAUCAAAUUUGCUGGACCAUACCUUUGCAGGUAGGCUCAUUCCUGUGUCUGUCUUCUCCCAUCUUCUCUUCAUCUAUUUUCAAAGAACUCCAGGUCAGGGGAUUUGAAUGGUUGGGGGCUCCUGUACUUCCUGAAAAACUGAUUUUUGUGCUCACCCCAGACUGUUUACUCUCUCACACUAGGAACUAAAAAAAUCCUUGUGUUUAAACAUAGCUAAAGUUAGUGAGAAUUUUUUUUUUCUCUCAAGCUGCUGCACCUCCCCCCGCCUCACACUUUGAAAAGCCCUGUAACCUUCCAGUACAUGUGAAAGAAUGGCUGUGAGUGUUUUGUUUAAUGUUGUCACACAGUGCAAUAAUGCAGAAAGCAUUAACGAGACCACUGUCAGAGGCUGGAUUUACUCUUCCAGUUUUUCUUCUUUCCAUUUGAUGUUUCGCUGCCCUGCCAUUUUCUACCAUCAUCUUUUAACCACAUUGUGUGUGUGUGUGAGUGACUCUUUAAGGACCAAAUAGUCAGCAAGGACUGCUUCCAAAAACAUUCCCGAUCAUCCAUGCUUAUUUCUUCACUAGUUUCCUAAAUGUUCAUACCAUAGAAGGUUCACAUGUAUCCAUAUUACAGUGUAACAUGUAUGAGGUCAAGAGAAAAUAAGCUACCUUUAUUGAUUGAUGUUCUUUACAUCAUUCUGAUCUGAUGCUGUACUGGGAAUAUAUGCUGGAUGUCAAUGAGCCUUAAUUCUUUCUGGGGGAUCUUUUGGGCUGUGUAUUCUCCAGUGUGAUAGGAAGCUGAACACUAACGGGUCACGUUUUUUGCUGUGAAAUCUUUUUUUGUUGUUUUUGGUAUUUAAAGCAGAAUGUGUGUUGAUAACUUUUAUGCACGUUAAUUAACGUCUCCAAUGUGAUUAAAUGCUGACACAGCAG
This is a messenger RNA of Dunckerocampus dactyliophorus (ringed pipefish), 2900 nucleotides long. RefSeq names its product ADP-dependent glucokinase 2 (gene adpgk2). The transcript has 7 exons. NCBI's taxonomy places the organism in Eukaryota, Metazoa, Chordata, Actinopteri, Syngnathiformes, Syngnathidae. Bases 74 to 1549 code for a protein of 491 amino acids. Gene Ontology annotation, molecular function: ADP-specific glucokinase activity. Gene Ontology annotation, biological process: glucose metabolic process. Gene Ontology annotation, cellular component: endoplasmic reticulum. The record is from RefSeq and is a predicted model, not a curated record.